AUGGCCGCCCUCAGCUCCCAGACGUACUCGCCCACCGAGGAGGCAGAGAUCCAGCAGUGGCUCACCACCUCGGAGCGCCUCAAGGCCGCCACUCAGCCCGACAUGCUCGACACCCUCAACGCCCACCUCGCCUCCCGCACCACCCUGCUCGGCUCCAAGCCCAGCAAGGCCGAUGUCGCCGUAUACGAGGCCCUCGCCCCCGCCGUCGCAAAGUGGUCCCCCGACGAGCGCUCUGGGGAACGGGGCCAUCCGCAUAUCGUCCGCCACCUCGACUUUGUCCAGAACUCGCCCCAGUUUGGCCUCGGCCUCGCCCCGGAGCAGAAGGUCAAGGUUGACCAGGACGACGUGCGCUACGUCAAGCCCCCCGUCGACGCCAGGGCGGAAAAGGAGCGCUUGAAGAAGGAAAAGGCGGCGGCUGCGGCUGCCACGGGGGGUGCUGGCGCCGCCAAGGAAGCCACUCUCGUGGACCGCACCAAGGAAAAGAUCAAGGAAAAGGCUGUCGAGGUCAAGGGCGCCGCCGCUGCUGCUGCCACCGCCGGCGAGAAGCCGAAGAAGGAGAAGAAGGAAAAGGCCCCGAAGCCGCAGAAAGCCGCCCCCGCCGCCGCGCCCCUGUCCCCCGCCCUCAUCGACCUCCGCGUCGGCCACAUUCUCAAGGCCGUCAACCACCCGGACGCCGACUCACUCUACGUCUCCACCAUUGCCAUGGGCGACCAGCCCGGCGACGACACCACCGAGUACGAGGGCCAAGUGUGCCGCACCGUCUGUUCCGGGCUUAACGGCCUCGUGCCCCUCGCCGAGAUGCAGGGCCGCAAGGUGGUGGUGGUGUGCAACCUCAAGCCCGUCAAGAUGCGCGGCAUCAAAUCGUCGGCCAUGGUCCUCGCCGCCUCGCCCCGCCUCAAGGACGGCGACGUCGACGACCACAAGGGCCCCGUCGAGCUCGUCUCCCCACCAGACGGCGCAAAGGCCGGCGAGCGCGUCUUCUUCCAGGGCUGGCAGGGCGAGCCCGAGGGCCAGCUCAACCCCAAGAAGAAGAUUUGGGAGGCCUUCCAGCCCGGCUUCACCACCACCGACUCCCUCGAGGUCGCCUUUGACGCCGCCGCCGUCGAGCAGCUGGCCACGACGGGCCUCGGCAAGCUCGUCACUGCAUCCGGGGGCGUCUGUACCGUCCAGUCCCUCAAGGGCGCCGUCGUGCGGUAG
This is a messenger RNA of Hirsutella rhossiliensis, 1197 nucleotides long. RefSeq names its product putative tRNA binding domain-containing protein. Gene Ontology annotation, molecular function: tRNA binding. Bases 1 to 1197 code for a protein of 398 amino acids. The record is from RefSeq and is a predicted model, not a curated record. Gene Ontology annotation, cellular component: methionyl glutamyl tRNA synthetase complex. The transcript has a single exon. NCBI's taxonomy places the organism in Eukaryota, Fungi, Ascomycota, Sordariomycetes, Hypocreales, Ophiocordycipitaceae.